AUGAGACGAGCGGUUCAAAGGUUCCUACCCUCAAGAUCUCAAGUACAAGGUUCCACAAACUCGAUUAGAAAAUCUUUGAAGUUUGACAGUAUAAAUUUGAUACAAGAUUUUUACAUAGAUUUAGAUGAACCACAUAAGGUAUUCAGACCUGGUGAAUCUAUAAAGGGAACUAUUGUUUUGGACUUGAAGAAAAAUAUAGCAGAUAUCAAUAUAACAAUGACCUUGAUAGGGUUCAUCAAGAUUAAACAGACCAAUAACACAACAACAGUGAGGAGUAAACCAAAUUUGUUAUUCCAGCACACCACAGUAAUAUAUGGUGAAGAUUCAAAUAAAGAAAACUGUCAAGAUCAUCAAGAAACUGAAAGUGACUUGGAUGAUGAACAAACAUUGUCGUUAUCAGGUUUGAGUAAAGGUGAACAUAGAUUUCCAUUUUCAAUAAAGCUUCCCAGAAAGAAUAUUUAUACAUCCAUCACUUUUGAAAAAGGUUCAAUAUCAUAUUCCCUUAGAGCAUCAAUAAACCAUAAUCAAGCCUCACCACUAUCUUCCAUAGCAUCAUCCCCAGCAUCCUUACAAUCACAAUCACCAGGAAGUCUUAUACCCAAUCCUAAAAAUUCCAUUCAACACUGUGAUAAAAAUUUACAAAUCAUUGUGCCUAUAAAUGUUGCCAAAAUACCCAAACCUAGCACAAAAGUUGCCAUCCUGAAACCUUCAGAUAAAAAAUUGAAAAAAACAGUAUCAUCCACUUCAACAGUGAAUUCAAAUGUUACACAAUUUACAGUAGCUAGUGAUAAUAGUAUGGAUUCAAUGAAUAAUCAAUCAUCUCAAAACAAUCAAGCUUUACAAAAUGGAGCACCUCCAGAAGUUCGUUUAUUUGUUGAUAUAACAGAAUCGGGAUUUUUGAGGGGUGAAAUGAUUCCUUUGAAAAUUAAACUACAUCACUAUAAGCCAAUUCAAUCAUCAAGUGGAAUAAUUGCAACACUUAUCAGAAUAUGUCGGGUGGAUAAUGGCCCAGAGGCUCCAAUUCAAUCAUUUAGAAAAGAUUUGGCACAAACCAUAGCACCCUUAUAUAUUGAUCCAGAAAGUCUAACUUCUGAAAUAUCUACUUCUUUGAAGGUUCCAGUUGAUGCUUUCCCCACUAUAGUUGGUUCAGACCUUGUCACAUUCCAGUAUUAUAUUGAAGUUUUGGCAAAUAUUUCAAGUAAAAACUUAAUAUCAAGUAAUGGUUCAAGUCAAGGUUCAAAAUCUUCUAAAAAUAAGUUUUCACAUUCAUUAGUUUUCAAUACUGAAACUCCACAGGAACGGGAAAUGUUACGCUCUGAACAAGGUGUUUUGAAUGUUGAUAAGUUGAAAAGAAUAAAGAAUUUCUUGGGUUUAAAUACUGAAAUAAUUGUGGGCACUGAAAGAAAUCAUAAAAGA
This is a messenger RNA of Hansenula anomala, 1416 nucleotides long. RefSeq names its product Rim8p (gene RIM8). The transcript has a single exon. The annotation marks the transcript as partial. NCBI's taxonomy places the organism in Eukaryota, Fungi, Ascomycota, Saccharomycetes, Phaffomycetales, Wickerhamomycetaceae. Gene Ontology annotation, cellular component: plasma membrane; cytosol; cytoplasm. Gene Ontology annotation, biological process: ubiquitin-dependent endocytosis. Gene Ontology annotation, molecular function: ubiquitin protein ligase binding; protein-macromolecule adaptor activity. The record is from RefSeq and is a predicted model, not a curated record.